AGCUUUGCUUCCAGCAGUCCAAUCCCAGACGCCUCAAGAGGAAGAAACCUUCGGCUUCGGUCUGUUGGGGCGAUCUCGUAUUCCCGCACGUCGCCGCCGAGAUCAUUUGAAGUAGGUUUUCCUAGACUAUUCCGGCACAAGCUAGCUGAAAUGGCUGAAACGGAUAAGAACAUUGAGAUCUGGAAAGUCAAGAAAUUGAUCAAGGCUCUGGAAGCAGCUAGAGGUAAUGGCACUAGCAUGAUCUCUCUAAUUAUGCCGCCUCGUGAUCAAGUUUCUCGAGUCACUAAGAUGCUGGGUGAUGAAUAUGGAACUGCAUCAAAUAUCAAAAGUAGAGUCAAUCGACAGUCUGUUCUAGGUGCGAUUACUUCCGCUCAGCAGAGACUCAAGCUAUACAACAAGGUUCCUCCGAAUGGACUAGUUUUAUACACCGGAACUAUUGUUACUGAAGAUGGAAAAGAGAAGAAAGUCACGAUAGAUUUUGAGCCAUUCAAGCCCAUCAAUGCAUCUCUUUACCUCUGUGAUAACAAGUUUCAUACAGAGGCAUUAAAUGAACUUUUGGAAUCUGAUGACAAGUUUGGUUUCAUAGUUAUGGAUGGCAAUGGUACACUCUUUGGCACUUUAAGUGGAAAUACACGUGAGGUUCUUCACAAGUUCACAGUUGACCUUCCAAAAAAGCAUGGUAGAGGUGGUCAAUCAGCACUACGAUUUGCUCGCCUUAGGAUGGAGAAGCGCCAUAACUAUGUCCGCAAAACUGCUGAGCUUGCGACUCAAUUUUUUAUCAAUCCUGCCACAAGUCAGCCUAAUGUUGCAGGAUUAAUUCUGGCUGGGUCUGCUGAUUUUAAGACAGAGUUAAGCCAAUCUGAUAUGUUUGAUCAACGGCUACAGGCUAAAAUUCUCAAUGUGGUUGAUGUGUCAUAUGGAGGCGAGAAUGGUUUCAACCAAGCCAUUGAGCUAUCAGCUGAGAUUCUAUCAAAUGUCAAGUUCAUACAGGAAAAGAAAUUGAUAGGCAAGUACUUUGAGGAAAUAAGUCAAGACACAGGAAAGUAUGUGUUUGGUGUUGAGGACACCUUGAAAGCUCUUGAGAUGGGUGCCGUUGAGACCUUGAUUGUGUGGGAAAAUUUGGAUAUUAACCGGUAUGUCCUGAAGCAUAGUACUAGUGGUGAGACUGUCAUAAAGCAUUUGCGGAAGGAUCAGGAAACAGAUCAGAAUAAUUUUUUGGAUUCCGUAACCUCCUCAGAGCUGGAAGUACAGGAGAAAAUUUCCCUGCUGGAGUGGUUUGCAAAUGAAUACAAGCGCUUUGGAUGUACUCUUGAAUUUGUUACUAACAAAUCUCAGGAGGGAUCUCAGUUUUGCAGAGGCUUCGGUGGCAUUGGGGGAAUCCUUCGUUAUCAGCUUGACUUGAGGGCCUUCGAUGAGCUUUCCGACCAGGAAUAUGAUGAAGAUUCCGAAUAGCAAUCAGCCAACCAAUUACUGGAUUCGGUCCAGAGGGAGCCUGUGCUGGCCCCACCUGUGACCAAACUUGCUCUCUUGAAUUGCACACAUCUCAAAAACUAUGAAAGGGGAGCUGCACAACAGAUUGAGGCGACAAAGCGUGGGACUUAAUUAGCUGCUGAAAUGAGAUACUUACGCAGAAGAUGAAGGUUUCUCGGAUGCAGCGGUUAACGUGAAAACGUGGGACCAGUUAUUUAUAAUAUAAUACCUGGGUACUAUGGUCUGUUUUGUUUUCUGUCGAUGCUGUCUUCCAGUCUUAGCCAGUUGGAAGAUUUGUCAUCAUGUUUGAUGCUUGCAACUGCUUUCUUAAGAUAAAACCUAUUUUUAUUAUCUAUGUGCUGUUAUUAGCAAGACCGUUCUACGUCACUCUCAGCAUAAUCGAGAAAUGCGACUCUUUUAUUGUGUA
Molecule: messenger RNA, 1897 nt
Organism: Musa acuminata subsp. malaccensis (wild Malaysian banana)
Lineage: Eukaryota; Viridiplantae; Streptophyta; Magnoliopsida; Zingiberales; Musaceae
Product: eukaryotic peptide chain release factor subunit 1-3
Biological process (GO): cytoplasmic translational termination
Cellular component (GO): translation release factor complex; cytosol
Molecular function (GO): sequence-specific mRNA binding; translation release factor activity, codon specific
Source: RefSeq, a predicted model, not a curated record